Molecule: messenger RNA, 8213 nt
Organism: Rhineura floridana
Lineage: Eukaryota; Metazoa; Chordata; Lepidosauria; Squamata; Rhineuridae
Exons: 18
Biological process (GO): regulation of transcription by RNA polymerase II
Molecular function (GO): RNA polymerase II cis-regulatory region sequence-specific DNA binding; DNA-binding transcription factor activity, RNA polymerase II-specific
Source: RefSeq, a predicted model, not a curated record
GACCUGCUCCUUCUGAACGUGGCCUCAGAAGGCAGAAAACUAUUCCCAGAAGCAGAGAAGGGAUGAGGACCCCGUGAAAGGACCAAGAGAUGAAAUAUGGAACAGCAAGACCCAUCUACCCCUGAAGCAGGACUUGGCCCUGAUGCCAUCAAGAUUGAGACCCAUGCGGAGGAAUUCCUGGGGGAAAAUGUGCAGAAGAUCUUGGGGGAGAAUCCCCUCAGCUCAGAUGUGCAGCGCCAGCAGUUCCGGUGUUUCCGCUAUCAGGCAGCUGAGGGGCCCCGAGAGGCUUGCAGCCAACUCCACCUUCUUUGCCGUGAGUGGUUGAAGCCAGAGCGACACUCAAAGAACCAGAUCGUGGACAAGGUGAUCCUGGAGCAGUUCCUGGCUGUCCUGCCCCCAGAGAUGGAGAGCUGGGUGAGGGAAUGUGGGGCCGAGACCAGUUCCCAGGCAGUGGCCCUGGCAGAAGGUCUCCUGCUGAACGUGGCAGAGGACGAGAAGCAGGCAGAGCAGCAGGAAAAGGGUCUCUGUGCAGAAACAGGAAUGGAUUUCCCUGAGGCAGAGAGGACUCCAUUGGACCCCAGGCAGAGGCCGCUGGGGGAUGGAAUCAUGUCAGCAAGACCUACUAAAUCAUAUCCCCUUUCUGGUGGAGGAGAAGCUGUUGCUAUCGCCCCAGAUCAGGAUCCAGUGUCUUUGGAGGAUGUGGCUGUGCAGUUCACGGAAGAGGAGUGGGCUUUGCUGAAUCCUGACCAGAGAGCUCUGCAUAGCGAAGUCAUGGAGGGGAUUUGUGGGACUCUGUCCUGUCUUGAAGAUGACAAGUGGAAAGCCAAGAGGAAGGAAGAACUAUGUGGGAAAGAGAGAUGGGAAAAAGACAGAUCUGAAAGCAAGGAAGAGCAGAGGAGGAAACCUGAAGCAGAACAGAAAAGGAGGAAUAAAUCUUGCUCUUCUCAGGGGAGUGGCUACCAUAAAACUGUGAUCCAAGAAAAAACAGAUCAAGGAAUUAAAAGAAAUAAAUAUUUUCAUUGUUGGAGAAGCUUGGAAUGUGGAAAUGGCUUCAGCUGGAAAAGCAAACUCAGUGCUCAUCAAAAAAUUCACACCGGGAAGAAACCAUAUAAGUACUUAGAAUGUGGAAAGAGCUUCCAUCGGAAGACACAACUGACUGCCCGUCAAGCAAUUCACACCGGGGAGAAAGCAUAUAAGUGCUUAGAAUGUGGAAAGAGCUUCAGUUGGAAAGAGCAACUCACUGCCCAUCAAAGUAUUCACACUGGGGAGAAACCAUAUAAGUGCUUAGAAUGUGGAAAGAGCUUCACCAGAUUUUCCUAUCUCACUUUGCAUCAAAGAAUUCACACUGGGGAGAAACUAUAUAAGUGCUUAGAAUGUGGAAAGAGCUUCCGCAGGAAACAAGCACUCACUGGCCAUCAAAGUAUCCACACUGGGGAGAAACCAUAUAAGUGCUUAGAAUGUGGAAAGAGCUUCAGUUGGAAAGAGCAACUCACUGCCCAUCAAAGUAUUCACACUGGGGAGAAACCAUAUAAGUGCUUAGAAUGUGGAAAGAGCUUCACUAGAUUUUCCUAUCUCACUUUGCAUCAAAGAAUUCACACUGGGGAGAAACCAUAUAAGUGCUUAGAAUGUGGAAAGAGCUUCUGCAGGAAACAAGCACUCACUGGCCAUCAAAGUAUCCACACUGGGGAGAAACCAUAUAAGUGCUUAGAAUGUGGAAAGAGCUUCAGUUGGAAAGAGCAACUCACUGUCCAUCAAAGUAUUCACACUGGGGAGAAACCGUAUAAAUGCUUGAAAUGUGGAAAGAGCGUCACUAGAUUGUCCUCUCUCACUUUGCAUCAAAGAAUUCAUACUGGGGAGAAGCCAUAUAAGUGCUUAGAAUGUGGAAAGAGCUUCAGUAGGAAACAGCAACUCACUGCCCAUCAAAGUAUUCACACUGGGGAGAAGCCAUAUAAGUGCUUAGAAUGUGGGAAAAGCUUCCACCAGAAGAUAAAUCUGACUUCCCAUCAAAGAACUCACACUGGGGAGAAACCAUAUAAGUGCUUAGAAUGUGGAAAGAGCUUCAGUUGGAAACAGCAACUCACUGCCCAUCAAAGUAUUCACACUGGGGAGAAACCAUAUAAGUGCUUAGAAUGUGGAAAGAGCUUCAGUAGGAAACAGGAACUCACUGCACAUCAAAGUAUUCACACUGGGGAGAAACCAUAUAAGUGCUUAGAAUGUGGAAAGAGCUUCCACCAGAAAAUCAAUCUGACUUCCCAUCAAAGAACUCACACUGGGGAGAAACCAUAUAAGUGCUUAGAAUGUGGAAAGAGCUUCCGUCGGAAGAUACAUCUCACUUUCCAUCAAAGUAUUCACACUGGGGAGAAACCAUAUAAGUGCUUAGAAUGUGGAAAGAGCUUCACUAGAUUUUCCUAUCUCACUUUGCAUCAAAGAAUUCACACUGGGGAGAAACCAUAUAAGUGCUUAGAAUGUGGAAAGAGCUUCCGCAGGAAACAAGCACUCACUGGCCAUCAAACUAUCCACACUGGGGAGAAACCAUAUAAGUGCUUAGAAUGUGGAAAGAGCUUCAGUUGGAGAGAGCAACUCACUGCCCAUCAAAGUAUUCACACUGGGGAGAAACCGUAUAAAUGCUUAGAAUGUGGAAAGAGCUUCACUAGAUUUUCCUAUCUCAAUUUGCAUCAAAGAAUUCACACUGGGGAGAAACCAUAUAAGUGCUUAGAAUGUGGAAAGAGCUUCCGCAGGAAACAAGCACUCACUGGCCAUCAAAGUAUCCACACUGGGGAGAAACCAUAUAAGUGCUUAGAAUGUGGAAAGAGCUUCAGUAGGAAACAGCAACUCACUGCCCAUCAAAGUAUUCACACUGGGGAGAAACCAUAUAAGUGCUUAGAAUGUGGAAAGAGCUUCAGUAGGAAACAGCAACUCACUGCCCAUCAAAGUAUUCACACUGGGGAGAAGCCAUAUGAAUGCCUGGAAUGCGGGAAGGGCUUUACUAGAAAUUCCUCUCUCACUUUGCAUCAAAGUAUUCACACUGGGGAGAAGCCAUAUAAGUGCUUAGAAUGUGGAAAGAGCUUCAGUAGGAAACAGCAACUCACUGCCCAUCAAAGUAUUCACACUGGGGCGAAGCCAUAUAAGUGCUUAGAAUGUGGAAAAAGCUUCCACCAGAAGAUAAAUCUGACUUUUCAUCAAAGUAUUCACACUGGGGAGAAACCGUAUAAAUGCUUGGAAUGUGGAAAGAGCUUCAUUUGCAAAGAGCAACUCACUCCCCAUCAAAGAAUUCACACCGGAGAGAAAGCAUAUAAGUGCUUAGAAUGUGGAAAGAGCUUCAGUAGGAAACAGAAACUCACUGACCAUCAAAGUAUUCACACUGGGGAGAAGCCAUAUAAGUGCUUAGAAUGUGGAAAAAGCUUCCACCAGAAGAUAAAUCUGACUUCCCAUCAAAGAACUCACACUGGGGAGAAACCAUAUAAGUGCUUAGAAUGUGGAAAGAGCUUCAGUUGGAAAGUGCAACUCACUGCCCAUCAAAGUAUUCACACUGGGGAGAAACCAUAUAAGUGCUUAGAAUGUGGAAAGAGCUUCAGUAGGAAACAGCAACUCACUGCCCAUCAAAGUAUUCACACUGGCGAGAAGCCAUAUGAAUGCCUGGAAUGUGGAAAGGGCUUUACUAGAAAUUCCUCUCUCACUUUGCAUCAAAGUAUUCACACUGGGGAGAAACCAUAUAAGUGCUUAGAAUGUGGAAAGAGCUUCCGUCGGAAGAUACAUCUGACUUUCCAUCAAAGUAUUCACACUGGGGAGAAACCAUAUAAGUGCUUAGAAUGUGGAAAGAGCUUCAGUAGGAAACAGCAACUCACUGCCCAUCAAAGUAUUCACACUGGGGAGAAAUCAAAGAUGGAACUGCAAGACUCAGCUACUCCUGAAGCCGGACUUGGCCCUGAUGCACUCAAGACUGAGACCCAUGCAGAGGAAUUCUGUGGGGGAAACGUGCAGAAGAUCUUGGAGGAGAACCCCCUCAGCUCAGAUGUGCAGCGCCAGCAGUUCCGGUGUUUCCGCUACCAGGCAGCUGAGGGGCCCCGAGAGGCUUGCAGCCGACUCCACCUUCUUUGCCGUGAGUGGCUGAAGCCGGAGCGACACCCAAAGAACCAGAUCCUGGACCUGAUGGAGAGCUGGGUGAGGGAGUGUGGAGCAGAGACCAGUUCCCAGGCGGUGGCCCUGGCAGAAGAUUUCCUCCUGAGUCGGGCAGAGGAUGAGAAGCAGGAAGAGUGGCAGGAAAAGGGUCUCUAUGCAGAAAUAGGAAUGGAUUUCCCUGAGGCAGAGAGGACUCCAUCGGACACCAGGAAGAGGCUUCUGGGUGAUGGAAUCAUGUCAGCAAGACCUACUAAAUCAUAUCCCCUUUCUGGUGGAGGAGAAGCUGUUGCUAUCGCCCCACAUCAGGAUCCAGUGUCUUUGGAGGAUGUGGGUGUGCAGUUCACGGAAGAGGAGUGGACUUUGUUGAAUCCUAACCAGAGAGCUCUGCAUAGCGAAGUCAUGGAGGGGAUUUGUGGGACUCUGUCCUGUCUUGAAGAUGACAAGUGGAUAGCCAAGAGGAAGGAAGAACUAUGUGGGAAAGAGAGACUGGAAAGAGACAGAUCUGAAAAGAGGGAAGAGCAGAGAAGGAAACCUGAAACAGAAGAGAGAAGGGGGAAUAAAUCUUGCGCUUCUCAGGGCAGUGGCUACCAUAAAAGUGCCAUCCGAGAAAAAACAGAUCAAGGAAGAAAAAGAAAUAAAUAUUGUCGUUGUUGGGAAAGUCUCAAUUCUAAAAGAAAAUGUAAAGCCCACUACAAAAACCAGAAAAGGGAGAAACUGUAUAAAUGCCAGGAAUGUGGAAAGAGCUUCAGCUGGAAAAGCAUACUCACUGCCCAUCAAAGAAUUCACACCGGGGAGAAACCAUAUGACUGUUUAGAAUGUGGAAAGAGCUUCCGUCGGAAGGCACAUCUGACUUCCCAUCAAAGAAUUCACACCGGAGAGAAAGCAUAUAAGUGCUUAGAAUGUGGAAAGAGCUUCAUCAUGAAACGACUACUCACUUCCCAUCAAAGAAUUCAUACUGGGGAGAAACCAUAUAAGUGCUUAAAAUGUGGAAAAAGCUUCAGGGAUUGUUCUACCCUUUCUUCCUAUCAAAGUAUUCACACAGGGGAGAAACCAUAUAAGUGCUUAGAAUGUGGGAAGAGCUUCCGUCAGAAGAGAUAUCUGACUUCCCAUCAAACAAUUCACACCGGGGAGAAGCCAUAUAAAUGCCUGGAAUGUGGAAAGGGCUUCACUAGAAAUUUCUCUCUCACUUUGCAUCAAAGAAUUCACACAGGGGAGAAACCAUAGAACUGUUAGGAAUGUGGAAAGAGCUUCAGAAAGAGCAUAAGUCUCUAUUGUCAUGAAAGAUUUCAUGCAGAAGGUCCCAGGUUCAGUCCUCAAUGGCAUUUCCAGGUAGCUCUCGGAGAGACUCCUUAUCUGAAACCCUGGAGAACUGCUGCCAGCAAGUGCAGACAGCAGGAAACAGCUCCAGCUCAGAGCCUUCUCUGCCAGCUCCCUCAAGCUAUUCAGGGGUGGGAAGUCUUGAGGAGAGGCCAAAGCCCCAGGGAGGGGCUGCAGGUGGCUCAGUGGGAAAAGCUCCUCCUCUCCCUCCGACGUCACUUCCUGUCUGGUUCUUCCAUUCGAGACAAGCGGCGCGGCCCCCUGUCUCUCCUCCAAGGGCUCUUGCAUCGGUGGCCCCUUCUGGGAUCAAAGAUGGAACAGCAAGACUCAGUUGACCCUGAAGUUAGAAGAGGCCCUGAUUCCAUCAAGACUGAGACCCAUGGGGAGGAAUUCCUGGGGGGAAAUGUGCAGAAGAUCUUGGGGGAGAAUUCCCUCAGCUCAGAUGUGCAGCGCCAGCAGUUCCGGCAUUUCCGCUACCAGGAGGCUGAGGGGCCCCGAGAGGCUUGCAGCCGACUCCACCUUCUUUGCCGUGAGUGGCUGAAGCCACAGCAACACACAAAGAACCAGAUCCUGGACCUGGUGAUCCUGGAGCAGUUCCUGGCUGUCCUUCCACCAGAGCUGGAGAGCUGGGUGAGGGAAUGUGGAACAAAGACCAGUUCCGAGGCGGUGGCCCUAGCAGAAGGUUUCCUCCUGAGCCGGGCAGAGGAUGAGAAGCAGGCAGAGCAGCAGGAAAAGGGUCUGUAUGCUGAAAUAAGAACUGAUUUCCCUGAGACAGAGAGGACUCCAUUGGACCCCAGGCACAGGCUGCUGGGUGAUGGAAUGAUGUCCGCAAGACCUACUAAACCAUCUCCUCUUUGUGGUGGAGAAGCUGUUGCUAUUGCCCCAGAUCAGGGUCCCGUGUCCUUGGAGGAUGUGGCUGUGUAUUUCACAGAAGAGGAGUGGGCUCUGCUGGAUCCUGACCAGAGAGUUUUGCAUAACGAAGUCAUGGAGGAGAUUUGUGGGACUCUGUCCUGUCUUGACGGUGACGAGUCAGAAGCCAAGAACAAGAGAGAACUAUGUGGGAAAGCGGCGUGGUUAAGAGACAGAUCUGAAAAGAGCAAAGAGCAGAGAAUGAAAACUGAAGCAGAAGAGAAGAGGAGGACUAAAUCUUCUGCUUUUCAGGCCAGUGACUACCAUAUAACUGCAGAUAAAAGAAACAAAAGUAGUAAAUAUUUUGGUUAUUGGAAAUGUCUCAAUUCUAAAAGAAACUGCAAAGCCCGCUCCAAAAACCACAAAGGAGAGAAAGUAUAUAAAUGCUUGGAAUGUGGAAAGACCUUCAGUCAUAAGAUCUCUCUCAUUAAUCAUCAAAGAAUUCACAUUGGGGAGAAACCAUAUCAAUGCUUAGAAAGUGGAAAAUGCUUCAGGUGGAAGCUAAUCCUCACUGCCCAUCAAAGAAUUCACACUGGGGAGAAACCAUAUAAAUGCUUGGAAUGUGGAAAGACCUUCAGUCACAAGAUAUCUCUCACUAAUCAUCAAACAAUUCACACCGGGGUGAAACCAUAUCAAUACUUAGAAUGUGGAAAAAGCUUCAGGUGCAAGACCAAUCUGACUUCCCAUCAAAGAAUUCACACUGGGGAGAAACCAUAUAUAUGCUUAGGAUGUGGAAAAAGCUUCAGCUGGAAGGAAAAUCUCAAGGCCCAUCAAAGAAUUCACACUGGGGAGAAACCAUAUAAAUGCCUGGAAUGUGGAAAGGGUUUCCGUCAAAAGAUACAUCUGACUUCCCAUCAAAGAAUUCACACUGGGGAGAAACCAUAUAAAUGCUUAGAAUGUGGAAAGAGCUUCAGCUGCAAAAACCAACUCACUUCCCAUCAAAGUAUUCACACCGGGGAGAAACCAUAUAAAUGCUUGGAAUGUGGAAAGAGCUUUAGCUGGAAAACCCAACUCACUUCCCAUCUAACUAUUCACACCGGAGAGAAACCAUAUAAGUGCAUAGAAUGUGAAAAGAGCUUCCGUCAGAAGAUACAUCUGACUUCCCAUCAAAGAAUUCACACGGGAGAGAAACCAUAUAAGUGCUUAGAGUGUGGAAACAGCUUUAGCUGGAACACCCAACUCAUUUCCCAUCAAAGUAUUCACACCGGGGAGAAACCAUAUAAAUGCCUGGAAUGCGGAAAGAGCUUCAGCUGGAAACACCAACUCACUUCCCAUCAAACAACUCAUACUGGGGAGAAGCCAUAUAAAUGCCUGGAAUGCGGAAAGGGCUUCAGUAGAAAUUUCUCUUUCACUUUGCAUCAAAGAAUUCAUACUGGGGAGAAACCAUAUAAAUGCCUUGAAUGUGGGAUGAGCUUCAGCUGGAAAACCCAACUCACUUCCCAUCAAACAAUUCACACUGGGGAGAAGCCAUAUAAAUGCCUGGAAUGUGGAAAGGGCUUCAGUAGAAAUUCCUCUCUGACUUUGCAUCAAAGCAUUCACACUGAGCAGAAACCAUAGAAUUGCUAGGAAUGUGUAACAAAUUUCAGGAGUAGCACAAGUCUCUAUUGUCAUGAAAGAAUUCAGAAAGGGGAAACAAUGUUAUGAGUGUAGAACGGGGGUUGCUAACCUGUUGCCUGUGGGUGUUUUGGAGGCCUGUGGAGACUGGGAUGUUAGAGAAGAGAUCCUGACCUUCCUCUGUGUGAUCCUGGUCCCUACCCCUGUUUUCACACAACACUGUCCUCACCCAGAACCCAUCCACCCUUUCUUUGUAGAGAGAAUUCGGAUUUUCCCAAUCCUGAGAAAAUCCUAAAAUAAAGAAACUAACUGAA